This is a messenger RNA of Pieris macdunnoughi, 2631 nucleotides long. The record is from the annotation of a GenBank genome assembly. Lineage: Eukaryota; Metazoa; Arthropoda; Insecta; Lepidoptera; Pieridae.
AUGAUUAUAGAAAAUCCAGAUGCGUUCAAAACAUGGUUGACCUCCAUAUUGGAACCCCUAUGUGAUGCUGAUCCGGCAGCAUUAGCCAAAUAUGUCUAUGCACUUGUUAAGAAAGACAAGCCAUUGGAUGAGCUUCGUGAUGGAAUGCUGGAUCAGCUUGAUGUGUUCUUGCAACAAGAGACCAAACCGUUUGUAGAGAUGCUGUUUAAGGCAUUGGAGAGCCAGGAGUACCUAAAGCCUGUUGAGGAGAAGAAAGAUGAAAUGGCAAUAGAACCUGAAGUACCAGUUGAGGAGCCACAACCUGAGAAUCAUGUGGCUCCAAUGCCUACGGAGCCUGAAGACAAGCAACGGAACAAUUCCCCCCCUGCUGCAGAAGUGAAGGAGCCUCCUCGACACCGAGUGGUGGUACCAAGGAGACCUCCGCAACAUGAGCAUACUCUAGUCAAGGUAUUACCUACUGAACUCCUAGAAGAACCAGUGGAACCUCCAAGGAGAAGAGAUAGAAGGAAUGACUUGAUACGUGAUAAAGAUGACCGUCGCCGCCGCCGUUCCCGGUCAUGGGAGAGACGUUCCCGGGCGAGACGACACCCACGUGACGAUGGACAUCCGGAUAGACGGUAUGAUAAGAGGAGACCCUCACGAUCUCCAUCACCAAGAGGUCGGUAUAGGAACAGAAGUCCACCGACUGCAUUGUUGGAUAGACAGCCUAGCCGGUCUAGGUCAAGAUCUCCAGUUACUCGUGAUAGAGAUCUCGAGAGAGAAAGGGAUAGGCUGCGUCCCGCGCGUGAGUUGGAGCGAGAUAGGAUGUCGCGCGACCGAGAGCACCGGGAUCGCUUGUCUCGCUCUAGAGACCGAGAAAGGUCUCGUGACAGAUCGCGCGAUAGGACGUUAUCGCCGCACGACACAAGAUUAGACCACACGGACACGUACAAACGCAGAUGUAGAGACUUUGACGUGAAAGGCUACUGUAUGCGCGGCGAUCUUUGCGAAUGGGAUCACGGUGUGGAUCCCGUUGUGCUGGAAGACGCUGCUCUUACCAGAGUUCUGGCUUUGCCACCACCUGUGCCAGAAUACAACCCGGCCACUCCGGACAUCUGGGUGGGAGGAGGAUUCGCGGCUUUCCCCCCGGCGCCUCACCCCCCGCCCGCCCAUCACAUGACGCCCAGGGAACUCGUGCCUAUACCUAGAGUACGUCACGAAAUGCCAACUGGAGCGAUGGUACCUCCCGUGCCGAGACAUCCUCCGCCGAUGAAGAAGAACUUUGACUAUAAUAGACUUGGCUCUAACAGACCACCGUUACCGGGAAAGGGUAUGAAUUGCUCCUUAGAAGUGAAGAAAGUGCCUCACGGACUCAACGAUAUAACACAUCUGAACAACCACUUCAGCAAGUUUGGCAAGAUCGUUAAUAUUCAGGUUUGCUUUGAAGGCGAUCCCGAAGCAGCGCUUGUGACAUUCUCUAAUCCAACGGAGGCAAAUGUUGCCUACAAAAGUACAGAAGCAGUGUUGAAUAAUAGAUUCAUCAAGCUGUUUUGGCACAACCCUGAGAACAAACAAGAGAACGCAGCGCCAAUCGCUCAACAGAAAAACCAGAACAGCAAUCCACUCUCGCACAACAAAGUCUACAUCAACAAAGACAACAUUAAGGCUAGUGAGCAGAAUAAACAGAAAGAAAAGUUGAAAGAGACGAACGGCGAAACAGAGAAGAAAGACGAGAAACCGUUGGACAAGUACAAGGAAGUGAUGGAGAGGUACAAACGUGCCCAGGUGCUUCUUCAGACGCAGCUGACGCAGCAGAAAGUUACCAUAAGCAAGUUGGAGAGUGGUAACGUCAGUGAAGAGCAGAAAACAGAAUUCAUGGAGACGAUAAAGGCUGCACAAGGGGCCAUAGAGAAAUUGAGGAAAGAACUUGUUGCAUACAAUGGCAUGAUCAAACAUUUGCAGGAGGAGAAUGUGUCGCGCUCCAUGUCUCGGCUACAACUGAAUCAGGGAAAGAAGCCAAAAACGGCUGCAGAGGCCCAAAAAGAGAUUUUGGAUGCUGAACUGGAUAUCAUUACCAAACAACAGGAGGGGCAAGACGUUACGGAAUUGGCGAAGAAAAUUGUAGACAUGCGCCGCAAGAUGUCCAUACAGUUUCCAUCUCACACAGGCGUUAGAAAAGUCCACUCUAGGGGUGGUCGUUUUAACCCCGCAAUGCGUUACACGCGCAACGCAGCCGCACCGGCCCCGAAGACGUUCAGCGAUUUGUCUGUCGAUCACCGGCCUCGCACUCUGCUGAUAUCCGGCUUUGAACCGGAUGAAUUGGAGGCCGUGCAGACUCAUUUUGCGAAAUAUGGAGAGAUUGUCGGUAAAGUCGUGAACAUGUCAGUCCCGGAACUGACGGUGCAGUACAAAAUCCGACCCCAAGCUGAAAUGGCUCUGAUGCGAGGAAGGAACUACAAUGAUCGGACGCUCAGUAUAACGUGGGUAGCCAACAAUAAGCCUCUUGGAGCAGCGCCAAGCGCGACCCAAAAUGGAGAUGCGCCAGCGCAGGAGAACAGUAAGGAUACGCAGAACCAGGAGCAAAGCGAGGACUUCCGUUUCGAUGAGGAAGAUGAGGAUGAAGCCGACGAAGAAAGGUCUUGGAGGCGUUGA